Molecule: messenger RNA, 2123 nt
Organism: Pundamilia nyererei
Lineage: Eukaryota; Metazoa; Chordata; Actinopteri; Cichliformes; Cichlidae
Gene: nck1b
Product: NCK adaptor protein 1b
Exons: 5
Coding region: 432-1610 (392 amino acids)
Biological process (GO): cell migration; ephrin receptor signaling pathway; positive regulation of translation in response to endoplasmic reticulum stress
Cellular component (GO): cytoplasm
Molecular function (GO): receptor tyrosine kinase binding; signaling adaptor activity; ephrin receptor binding
Source: RefSeq, a predicted model, not a curated record
AAGCACCAGCAGCUGCAGUGAGAUUAAUGGACAGUGUCUUUGUCCAAUCACAAACUCCUGAUUCUCUCUCAGCCAAUCGUGUGGCAGCAGGCGGGACCCAGAGAGCGUCUGAACUGCUUGUGUAGCUGCUAGUUAGCUUAGCCAUGCUGCUGAGCGAUGACAUGCAUUGAUGCAGAAAUGCUAUUCCAACGGGGCACGGCGUCUCGUCAGCUAGGCUAGCGUCUUGGAGUGGGGAAAAAAGAAAAAAAAAACCUGGCUGCUUAGCUAGGAUUCUGGAUGCCGCUUCUGUGCAUCUUUGGCUGCUGUGUGUAACCCUUUAACAUAUUUCCACAAGGACAUAAGAAGAGGUGGCCGUCAGGAAUCAGGUCAGCAGAAUUGUCAGAGCCCUUGAAGUUCUCAGCUUUGAUGCAGUACAGCGUUCCUAGUGCAAGAUGACGGAAGAGGUGAUUGUCAUCGCCAAAUUUGACUACAUGGCCCAGCAGGACCAGGAGCUGGACAUCAAGAAAAACGAGCGUCUCUGGCUUCUCGAUGACUCAAAGUCCUGGUGGAGGGUUCGAAAUGCCACCAACAAAACAGGCUUUGUGCCGUCCAACUAUGUGGAAAGGAAAAACAGUGCCAGGAAAGCAUCUAUAGUCAAGAAUCUCAAAGACACACUAGGAAUUGGGAAAGUGAAGAGCAGAAAGGGAGGUAUGAGAGAUCCAGCCCCUAAUGCUGACCCAGAUAUGAAUGCAGAUAACGGAGAGAGGCUGUAUGACCUCAACCUUCCCGCCCUGGUCAAGUUCAGCUACACAGCAGAGCGUGAGGAUGAGCUGUCUCUGGUGAAGGGAACACGUGUGGUGGUGAUGGAGAAGUGCAGCGACGGCUGGUGGCGCGGUAGCUACAGCGGACGGUCAGGUUGGUUUCCGUCCAACUAUGUGACGGAGGACGUGGAUGGGACGGCGGGGGGAGGGGGUAUGGGCGGACUCGACCCUGCCGGAUCGCUGACAGAGAAACUGGCUGCGGUGGUGAACAUCACAGCGAACGGAAACAGAGUGCUGCACACAGUUCAGGCGCUCUACCCGUUCAACUCAGGCAACGACGAGGAACUGAACUUUGAGAAGGGCGAAGUAAUGGAGGUGGUGGAGAAGCCCGAGAAUGACCCGGAGUGGUGGAAGUGCCGCAAAGCGGAUGGACAGCUGGGCUUGGUGCCCAAGAACUACGUCACUGUGCUGGACUCCACCUCCCAUAAACCGCAAGCGGGGCUCGCUGGGCCGCCCACACCCGAGUGCGACUACAUCUUGCCAUCAGGCAGCGGGCGCUUUGCGGGGAAGGAGUGGUACUACGGAAAGGUGACGCGCCAUCAGGCAGAGGUGGCGCUCAAUCAAAGAGGCACAGAGGGAGACUUCCUCAUCCGAGACAGCGAGUCAUCGCCAAACGACUUUUCCAUCUCCCUGAAGGCGCAGAGCAAGAACAAGCAUUUCAAAGUGCAGCUGAAGGACAACCUUUACUGCAUCGGACAGCGCAAGUUCAACUCUAUGGAAGAGCUUGUUGAACACUACAAAAAGGCUCCCAUCUUCACCAGUGAGCAGGGAGACAAACUGUACCUGAUUAAAGCCCUGGCUGCUUCCUGAUCCAUCUGUCUCACACAGUGAUGCACGCACACACACACACCUCUACACAUUAUUUUCAUCAACAUAUAAUACAGAUACUUACACGAGAACACACACUAACAUUUCAGCUCCAAGCCUGAAGACUUAACACAUCAUCAGGACUUAAAUGAUAUGUGAUUUGUCACAGAUUUGUGAGCAUUCCAAGAGGAGGUGUGGGGUAAAAAGCAUGGGAGAGACAUUGAGGAGGGAGACGGCAAGAAGGUGGACUCCUGAGAGUAACUACAGACCUCUUGGUUGCCUAUUUUAAAUUAUCCAGAUGUGCUAGGUCAUAGGCAAUGCCAUGGUUAUUUCCACCUUGAUAUCUAUUGCAUUUAGUUUUCUUUUUCUUUUUUGUUGUUGUUGAUGUUGUUGAUAAUAUAUAAUCUUUUUAACGGUUUCUUUUAAAAAUGUGAUUUUUUUUUUUUAACUUUACACAUUAUACAACCAACACCUGACUGAGGCAUUUUCUUUCAGAUGUUAGCGAACUCGAGAGCC